Molecule: messenger RNA, 441 nt
Organism: Dictyostelium purpureum
Lineage: Eukaryota; Evosea; Eumycetozoa; Dictyosteliales; Dictyosteliaceae
Exons: 1
Coding region: 1-441 (146 amino acids)
Source: RefSeq, a predicted model, not a curated record
AUGAUUGGUAUAUUAUUAGUUUCAAUUCUUUGUUUAGGUAUUCUAAUAGAAGACCUUAUUAGAUUAUUUGUAAUUAUUGGUAAAGAUGUAGUUACCAUUUUUAUAAAUUCAAUAAUUAGAAAAAAAAAUAGUAGCAAUAAUAAUAACAAUAACAAUAACAAAAAUACUAAAAAAAAUAAAAUUAUUCAAGAAGAGUUCCAAAAAGAAAACAUCAAAGAACAUGAUCAUAUUCAUUUUGACACCGAUGAAAAUUACGAUCCAAACAAAAUCAUCUAUGAUCAAGAUCUUGGCUUCACAGAGCAAUUGAUCAAAUUUAAAAGUGAAGCAAAAAAGAUAGUAUAUGAUACUGAUAGAGGCUACGAAUUAAUCCAUGGUUUAAUCAAACAUGUCGAUUGCUUUUACGACUAUAGCUUCCAUUUGAUUAAAAAGAGAAGAUCAUAA